AUGAUUAGAACUCGCAAGAGAAGCAGCCAAAAGGCAGAUCGAACAACUGCUGAUACGGUCAAGAAUGUAGCGCUCAUUCUGAUGAUUGCACUCAACAUAUUUGAUCGAAACUCUGAUUUCCUAUCGAACUUUCAUCGUCAACUGUCGGAGGCAAAUGGUGAGGUAGUAGUGGCGGACCAAACGUCGGCUUCUUCCAAACAACAACAGAAUUCAAUAUACCUACCUUCUCGGUUGGAGAACAGAAUCAUGGAGCGCUCGCAGUCCGAGUUACAGUAUGAUCAAUUGCGGGCUGACGAAUGCGACUUGUUCCACAAUAAAAGUCGGUCUGACUUUUAUCAAGAAUAUCACGACUACUUGAAAACGUUGGACGACUACACCGAAGCAGUAAAGACGUAUGAUGUCAAUCUUGGCGACGUUCGAUUGGUUCCCCGGGAAAAGCGACACAGCAUAUGCCAAUCCAUGGACGAUCUUUUGAAGGGUUCCUUUCAAGUGGAUACUGUUUUGUCAAAGACGAGGGAGGGGUUCGUGGAACCAUUGCUACCACCUCUUCGUCACCCGCGGUUUUGUGAAGCUGUUGACGAUGUUUACAAGUCAAAGUAUGUCAUGAAGUUGGACUACUUGAUUCACGAUUUCGGUGCAAUGUGCAGACAACUCAGCACUUCUUCGAAAACGGUAUUCAUUGAUCUCGGUGCAUCUCUCGAUAUACAUCCAGAAGAGAACCCAUCAUUGCAGUUGCUCGAAUUGUAUCAGAAAUUUGGAAUCAAGUUUGAUCACUACUAUGCAUUUGAAGCCACGGUGAUUCCCCCAGACCAAGUCUACCAAAAGGUGCCGAAGAAAAUCUUGCCUUCUUUCCAUUGGUUCAAUGUUCCUGUAGAGGUGAAUGAAACGAGCAAUCAGAAUCCUUGGAAUGCCGUCUUGUCGCAGUACACCGAGGAUGACUUGGUCGUUGUGAAACUUGACAUUGACACCGCAUCGGUUGAAAUACCUCUUGUAGACCAACUUGUUGAAGAGAAGAACGUCAGAAUAGUGGAUCAGUUUUAUUUUGAGCAUCAUGUCCGAAUGAAACAUAUGCUGAAAUUUUGGCGGAUCACCGCACGAGGAACGCUGCAGCAUUCACUGGACCUCUUCACAAAGCUUCGCAAAGCGGGUAUCGCAGCUCACUCAUGGGUUUAA
Molecule: messenger RNA, 1173 nt
Organism: Cylindrotheca closterium
Lineage: Eukaryota; Bacillariophyta; Bacillariophyceae; Bacillariales; Bacillariaceae
Source: the annotation of a GenBank genome assembly